Lingula anatina is the source of this 2090-nucleotide messenger RNA. Its product is annotated as protein pelota homolog. Gene Ontology annotation, cellular component: cytoplasm. NCBI's taxonomy places the organism in Eukaryota, Metazoa, Brachiopoda, Lingulata, Lingulida, Lingulidae. The record is from RefSeq and is a predicted model, not a curated record. Gene Ontology annotation, biological process: nonfunctional rRNA decay; RNA surveillance; nuclear-transcribed mRNA catabolic process, non-stop decay.
CGCCUGACUGAGAAGGACACGCAAGAUGCUACACUGACAUACCAUAUUAUAUUAUCAUUUUAUAACAGACUUUUUGAACACAAUGUUUUGUUUGAGCGCUGGGUAACACAAUCAUGAAGCUGGUCGCAAGGGAUAUUGAUAAAUCUGGCCAAGGGUCUGUGACCCUGAUUCCAGAAGAAGCAGAAGAUAUGUGGCAUGCAUACAAUUUGGUAUCUAUUGGUGAUACUGUGAGAUCAACAACAAUCAGAAAAGUGCAAACAGAAUCUGCCACAGGGAGUGUAGCAUCAAACAAAGUGCGAACAACACUGACCAUCAGUGUGGAAAAUAUAGACUUUGAUACUCAGGCCUGUGUACUUAGAGUAAAGGGGAGAAAUAUACAGGAAAACCAGUAUGUUAAGAUGGGUGCCUACCAUACCUUAGAUCUUGAAAUGAAUCGCAAAUUUCAACUUGCCAAGCACUACUGGGACAUAGUUGCCUUAGAACGAAUUGAAAUGGCCUGUGAUCCCACACAGCAUGCUGACUUGGCAGCAGUUGUGAUGCAGGAAGGGCUGGCUCACAUCUGUCUGGUCACUAGUGCAAUGACCCUGGUCAGGGCUAAAAUAGAAACCUCUAUUCCCAGGAAAAGGAAAGGGAUGUGUGGACAACAUGACAAGGGUAUAACAAAAUUUUAUGACCAGAUCAUCCAAGCUAUUCAAAGGCAUGUAAAUUUUGAUGUGGUCAAAUGUGUACUCAUUGCUAGUCCAGGAUUUCUGAAGGAUCAAUUUAUAGAUUAUAUGUUUACUCAAGCCCUAAAAUUGGACAUAAAAAUUUUAUUGGAAAAUAAGUCCAAGUUUCUGGCAGUUCAUUCAUCCUCGGGACAUAAGCAUGCUUUAAAAGAAGUUCUCUCUGACCCUGCAGUAACAUGUAGGUUGAGUGACACCAAGGCUUCAGGGGAAGUCAAAGCUCUAGAUGACUUCUAUCAGAUGCUGCAGAAUGAUCCAAAUAGGGCUUUUUAUGGAAUCAGGCAUGUUGAAAUGGCCAAUGAGCAACAAGCUAUAGAAACACUGCUUAUAUCUGACGAGUUGUUUAGAUCUCAAGUUGUGGCAACGCGGCAACGUUAUGUACAGCUGGUAGAAAGUGUCAGAGAAAAUGGUGGUGAAGUAAAGGUUUUUUCAAGCCUGCAUGUGUCAGGAGAACAAUUAGGUCAGCUAUCUGGCGUUGCUGCAAUCCUGAGAUUCCCAAUAUCUGAUGACAUCAGUGAAGAUGAAGCAAGCUCAAGUGAUGAGGAUUGAUAAGGAAACAAACAAACAAAAAAAGAAACCCAAACCCAAAUUGACACUCAUUUCUUUUUUCCACAAUGUGGAUUGGCAGCAAUAUGGUGCUCAAUUUAUGUUUGUUUAUAACAGAAAGUGGGAGAGGCGAAAAUGUUAUCGAAUAUUUAGCGAAAUGUAUGCGUCCCAUGUGAAUGAUGACUUACUGAUCAAAAUUAGCCACACAUGGGGUUAGAGGUGCUCCAGCGUGGCAGGAUGGAAGUGCAGGAUAUUUUGUUAUUGGUAUCUGCAUCAGAAUUAGUUAUCACCCGAUUAGACUUGACUAAUGUUAAUGCUUUAUCAUUACACGUAACCAAGGUGUAGACUCUUUAAUAGUUCAGUGGGUCUUUUUCAGUAUAGUUUAAAAAAAACAAAACAUAGAUGGUACUGAGGAAAAAUUACCCUUGUGGUUAUGGAAUAUACUUCCAUGUGUUUAACAUAUGGACAAUUUACAUCAUUUUUAGCUGUAGUUACUUAAGGAAAGUGGAAUUAAGUAAAGAAUUAUUUAUGAACAGUUAAGUAAAUUUAAUAUUGAAAAUGUUCAAUGUGUAUUAUUGCAGUUUUAUUUAUUUAAUUGACAACCUGAUAAAUAAUGUACAGUAAAUUAUUUAACGCUUAUUUAUGGGAUUUGUUACAUUUUAGUAGGACAAGUAUUGACUAUGUUAAGAAAGAAGUGCAUGAAAUUUGAAAGAUUGACAAAACCAGCUGCAAAUGUUAAUAAAGCAGUUAUACCCAACUGCUUGUUCUUCAAAGAUGUCUGUUACAGUAAUUUUAAUUCAUAUCUGAAUCGGUCAAUAAAAU